Cucurbitaria berberidis CBS 394.84 is the source of this 801-nucleotide messenger RNA. RefSeq lists its product as uncharacterized. Bases 1 to 801 code for a protein of 266 amino acids. NCBI's taxonomy places the organism in Eukaryota, Fungi, Ascomycota, Dothideomycetes, Pleosporales, Cucurbitariaceae. The record is from RefSeq and is a predicted model, not a curated record. The transcript has a single exon.
AUGGGACGCAAUGAGUAUGGAGCCCUCGGUGGUAUCUGCGGUUAUGCCAGAGUAAAGUAUGAAGAGAGAAUCGAAGUGAAAAGACGCAAAAGGGCGUCCAGCGAGCCAGCCGCUAGGAAUCAACUUUACGGCAAGCUACACAAACCGCCGACAGUCCAGAGCUUACAUGAACGCCCUCGUAACCGACUCCAGAAGCGCAGUUUGACACGUUCAGAACUUCAAGCGUCCGCUCUCUUGUAUAUCCUGGAGUAUGAGCCGUACCCCUACAACACCCGGCCAAGCGAGUUUAUAGGCGUCUAUUCAACAAUUGAUUCCGUCACAUUAGGAGCGUUCAAACACGGCGCAUAUACAUUCUCAAGAGAAGGAUUGUUGGAUGGAAGCGAGUAUCUCAGUUCUACGGGUCGGAUCAAAAUUCUCUCUCAAGCUGUAGAGAAUCACGGUGUCAAAGCACUCGUCCCUGAUCGAAGCCGAAGCCUGGAUGACGAGCAUGUACGACUAGAUAUACCGCAUCCCACCAACCAAGAAGAAGUUAACACAAAGGAAGCUGCCCGAGAGACGGUGUUCCUAGCUAUCCACCAAAGCCCUUAUGUCGCUUGUUGUAUCGGGCUUUUCACAGAGAAAAGUCUGGCGUGGGGGGCAUGUCUCAAGGACAAGGCCUCGUAUGCUGUGUCGGGCACCUUACUCGAGGAAGAGCGAUCCAUCGGCGCGAAAAACAUGCCACAGAUAACAGCUAGGCUUGUCGGUAGUGGUCGUCAUUCGUGGUUUGUUCAACCGCAUGAAAUCGAUGGUCCGGGUCGAUGA